Molecule: messenger RNA, 836 nt
Organism: Sclerotinia trifoliorum
Lineage: Eukaryota; Fungi; Ascomycota; Leotiomycetes; Helotiales; Sclerotiniaceae
Source: the annotation of a GenBank genome assembly
UAUGUCUUGGAUGGGGCGUUUCGAAUAUCGCUUGGCGUGCGUGGCUUCCUGGUGAUUAUCAUAGACAUAGAUACUCCUGGUAACCUUAACCUUAUACACUGAAAAAAUCACAAAGUAUAUCAAUAGACAAAAUUACUUCGAUAUACAUCUGUUUUCGGUAUCCUUUCCUGCUAUUUACCCCAUACAAACACACACACACACACAUACACACACACACACACAUUCCUCAAACACCAAAAUGCAUUUCCCCGCUCUCCUCGCCGACCAGCGCUUGACCCAACUUCAACAUCUCAGUAACUCCCAUGGUCCAUACUCCAGUAACUGCAAAGCUACACACACAUCUCCCAUUCAGAUAUCAUGUGUCAUUUUGAUAUUUCUGGGUAUGUUGGCAAAGGCUGCUUUUGCUAUUGAGAGCCUUGAUUGGAUGGAUUGUGAGUAUAUAUUUUCUAAGUACCUAUAUAUAUAUAUCUAUUCGAGUGCCGAAAUGAAUCUUCAACUAAUUAAUCGGAUGUUUUUAGAUACUAUUAUCUGUAUUCUGGUAUGUAUUGUAAGAUCUUAUAUGAUACUUGAAUGUAUAUUUUAAAAUAUUGAUUAACUCACACGAAUAUCAGACUGGAAUUUGGUAUUCGAGAAGACGUCCAACUACUUAUGUGGUUUUGUGAUGGACCUUGGUUUUGAUGUUGGCGUUGUGGUAGGACGAAGGAGCAUGAAAUACUGCUGGGGUCACGGUUAUGGUUUGGGUUGGGGAUAGGGUUCUGGCUGCGUUUUUGUUUGGAUGGAUGAGCUGGAUGGUAUUAUAUGGAUAGGAUGGAUACAUACAAAUUAUGGCGCAAGGG